CUCGUGCUUGGCCUUAAUGAAAUUAUUAUUAUUCAGUUCAAUCUCUUACCUUUUUCAACCACGUCAACAACAUCUGCGUAAACAAGUAUCGACUUAGUCCGCUGGAGCAGAGAGGGCUUGUUCAAAUGAUGGCUGGUGUUGUGCUACCAGUAACCGUGGUAUUCCUGGUCGCUAUGGUACACUUGAGUGGUGCUGCGGUUGUCGCCAGUACCUACUCCGCCGCCACCAUGGCCGGCAAGCUGCUGUCAGGGGCGUCCGUAGGUGCGGUGACCAACCCGCAGCGCUGCCUGCAGCUGUGUGGGGGGGCGCCUGCCUGCGUCGCCUUCAACUUCAACGACGUGACCAGGGAGUGCGAGCUCGUGGCUGCGGUAGCCGGCAGCGCGGUGCUGCCGGGCUGGCGCAGCUUCAGGAUGCUGUUGCCGCCGACCGCCAGGAUUAUGGACCCAUGCGCCAGCAGCCCGUGUCCUGCUAACAAGGUGUGUGUACAGCACUGGCCCCCGUCCUACGUCCCCCGGGACAUCAUGGCGUCCCUCAACUACUCCUCUCCGGGCUACGUCUGCUCGGGUCACCAGUGGCUCCUCGCCCGGCGCAGCGAGAACAAGACCAGGUGUGUGUACAAGAGCCUCGUUGACAUCGACUAUCCUAACUACGAUUUGGUCGAAAAGGACGCCCUCUACGCCGAGGCGCUUGCGUACUGCAGCCAGAACGACUGCCUCUCGUUUCUCGUCCACUGGCCAGUGGGUGCGCCUGUCAGGGUUUACCUCAAGACCAGCUCACCCCAAAUCGCCGGAUCACUCAAUCCGCUGAAGGAUGUCAUAACCUGGUAUCCUGAGUGUCGCUGAACCAAGCUGUUGUUUCAUCCACGAAGCGUGAUAUACUGUCUACUGUCAAGCAUGAUUGAGUAUUGACUGGCGUCCCUGACAACCAUGUUGAAGGGACGCUUUUCCUACAGAUGAUAGUUCGCGAGAUGUGCCACCUUUCAAAGUCGUGGCCUCCCACUAAAGUCAUGGCUGCCCGUUAUUGUCAUGGCUGUCCGUUAUUGUCAUGGUUGAGCACGACCGACACACAUGACCAACUCACUGACCACUGGAGAAUUCCACUUCCUCGAGCAUUUGCCUUCUGGUAAUGAACGUCCUGUUAAUGAACGUCCUGUUAAUGAAUGUCCUGUUAAUGAACGUCUUGUUACACUAAUUUUAUUUGUCCACGAUCUCACGCAUGCCGAUGCUGAAACGCAAGAAAUUG
Molecule: messenger RNA, 1242 nt
Organism: Hyalella azteca
Lineage: Eukaryota; Metazoa; Arthropoda; Malacostraca; Amphipoda; Hyalellidae
Exons: 6
Coding region: 126-842 (238 amino acids)
Source: RefSeq, a predicted model, not a curated record